GAGAGAAGAAGAGAGAGAAAAAGGGAAAAGCUUAAGAAUAAUAAUGAAUAAUUCACUUUCCUUAUUCCUUCUCUCUAAAUUUCUUCCCAAUAUCCUAUCAUGGCAUUCUCUCCAUUUCCCAUUCUUCCAUAGCUUCUCCUUCUCCGUGUUAUGAAUCCCUCCACCGCCGCCGCACAACCACCACCUCCUCCUCCUCCUUCCUCCGCUGUCGCCGUCCCCUGUCCACGACACCCUCAAGAGCAUUUCGCCCCUUUCUGCCAAUUAUGUCUCUGCGAGCGUCUCUCUCUGAUCGACUCGUCUUCUUCCUCUUCCUCCUCUUCCCGGAAACCCCCUUCCACUGCUGCCUCCGCUCUUAAGUCCCUUUUCCGCCCUGGUCCUCCUACUACUCGUCCCUCUUCUUUCUUCCCUGAGCUUCGUCGGACUAAAUCCUUCUCUGCUUCUAAGAACGAACCCUUUUCUGCCGUUUCUGAGCCGCACAGGAAAUCUUGCGACGUUCGUCUUCGUAACACUCUCUGCUCUUUCUUCUCCCAGGACGCCUCUGCUUCUUCUUCUUCUAGACCUCUUCCUGUUCCUGGUUUUGAAGUUGCUUCCGAGAGUAAGAAUUUGGAGGACGAGCCGAGUUCUUCUUCCUGUCUUGAACCGGAACCGAAGAGCGAAGGGGAAAUUAGGGUUUCUGAAGUGCCCGUUGUGGUGGAUGUUGUGAUCGAGAACGGAGUUCAGGAAAUCGUCGAAGAAGAACAACUUCAGGUUGAAUUCGAGCGAGAAUCGGUGCAACUUCAAGAGGAUUUCAAAACCAUGAAGGAUCAUAUAGAUCUUGAUUCGCACACGAAGAAGCCCUCCGGAAGGGAUUUGAAGGAGAUUGCCGGGAGCUUCUUGUCGGCGGCUUCGGUCUUCAGCAAGAAGCUGCAGAAAUGGAGGGAUAAGCAGAAGGGGAAGAAGCAGAGAAGCGGCGCUGGAUCUACGACAUUGCCGGUGGAGAAGCCAAUCGGACGCCAUUUCAGAGAAACUCAGUCGGAAAUUGCCGAUUACGGCUUCGGCCGACGAUCCUGCGAUAUUGAUCCGAGAUUCUCUCUCGACGCCGGGCGAAUGUCCUUCGACGAUCCCCGCUAUUCUUUCGACGAACCUAGGGCUUCAUGGGACGGGUAUUUGAUAAGCAGAACGUUCCCGAAAAUGCCUACCAUGCUUUCCGUCGUUGAAGAUGCUCCUAUCAGUGUCUUCCGUUCCGAUACUCAAAUUCCCGUCGAAGACUCCCUGAGUUCAACCAAUGAAGAAGAGAAUAUCCCCGGGGGGACAUCGCAGACCCGGGAUUACUAUUUAGACUCCUCUUCCCGUCGGCGGAAGAGCCUCGAUCGGUCCAACUCCAUCAGAAAGGCCGCCGCGGCGGUGGUAGCAGAGAUUGAUGAGAUGAAAUCCGUUUCAAACGCCAAAGUUUCCCCUGCAACUACAGAUAUCAGCCAUGGCCCAAAACUAUCCAUCCCAGAUAGAGACUCGAACGCCAAUUCAGUGCGAGACGACUGCUCCGGGACCUUCGAUAUGGGAUUUAACGACACAGCGUCAGUGAUUGCGACAGGGAAUCGGAAAGAGGAGUCAAAAAAGUCCCGCCGGUGGGGGAAGGGUUGGAGCAUAUGGGGAUUGAUUAACCGGCGUGGAGGAAACAAAGAUGAUGAGGAAGACGUGAGCAGACGCAAUGGUGUGGAGAGGUCGUUUUCAGGGUCGUGGCCGGAGUUGCGAGGCGAACAGAGUAUGGAUGUGAAAGGAGGUUUCAACCCCAAAAUGUUUAGGAGUAACAGUAGUGUGAGUUGGAGGAGUGCAAGUAUGGUGGGUGGAUCUUUCAGUAGCAGUUCAAGGAAAAGCAAUGCAGAUUGUAAUGGGAAUGGGAAGAAGAAGAAAGAACAGGAGCAGCAGCAGCAGCAGCCAGUGUUGGUGAGGAACCACAGUGCUCGACAUUCUCUGACAAAUGUCGACAAUGGUCUUCUCCGAUUCUACAUGACGCCGAUGAAGGACAGCCGGAGAGGCUCUUCCGCCGGGAAGGUGAAACCCAAUCAAGCACACUCCAUUGCUAGAAGUGUUCUUCGACUGUAUUAAACUGGAAUUGGUUGGGGUGGGGGGAGGAUUCAAUUCAAAAAACUUGUUUUUCUGGUUUAAAGUUGAUAUCUGUUCUUUGGUCAAGCGUUUUCUUUAAUGGGUUUCUUGAGAAUUAUUUA
Messenger RNA from Cucurbita moschata (crookneck pumpkin), 2204 nucleotides. Its product is annotated as UPF0503 protein At3g09070, chloroplastic-like. The coding region runs from base 151 to 2085 and encodes 644 amino acids. The transcript has a single exon. Gene Ontology annotation, cellular component: plasma membrane. The record is from RefSeq and is a predicted model, not a curated record. NCBI's taxonomy places the organism in Eukaryota, Viridiplantae, Streptophyta, Magnoliopsida, Cucurbitales, Cucurbitaceae.